AUGAGUAAACUUGGGGUAAGCACUUCUACACAUGAAGAUGCAGAUGAGCUAAGAAAAGGCCCAUGGUCUAAUGAAGAAGAUAAUCUACUUAUUCAAUACAUAACUUUACAUGGCGAAGGCCACUGGAAUACCUUAGCCAAAUGUGCAGGGCUUAAGAGAACCGGGAAAAGCUGCAGGUUGAGGUGGUUGAAUUAUUUGAAGCCUGAUAUUAAGCGUGGCAACCUUACCCCACAAGAACAGCUCUUGAUCCUUGAACUCCAUUGCAAGUGGGGAAACAGGUGGUCGAAGAUUGCACAGCAUUUACCUGGAAGAACCGAUAAUGAAAUCAAGAACUAUUGGAGAACUAGAGUGCAAAAACAAGCCCGGCAGCUUACGGUUGAUGUGAAUAGCAAGAGAUUUCUUGACGCAGUUCGAGGGGUUUGGGUACCAAGAUUGCUUGAACAAAUGGAACAAAAUUCAUCAGAAACAUCAUCUCCCUCUUCCUCCAUUUCAAACUUGGAAACUCAAAAGCCCACAAUCACUACACCAUGUCCUAAAUCCAGGUCUCAGGUGAAUUAUUCUGAUAAGCACAAGGAAAAUUUACAGCUGCCCGCAGAGAAUUCAGAAAAUUUGAACCAAGCUUGUGGCAACAUUAAUACUGCUUAUGAUUAUUCAUUUCAAGAUGAUGGUUACCAUGUGGACGUUAGCAGUUAUGGCAUUACUGAAAUGGAGUCCCAGCAGGAGGAUUUUCUGGCAGAGAUAGACUGGUUUGAUGAAAAAAUAGCAGGCAAUACAUUUUGGAAUGCUGAUGAAUUCUGGGAUUUUAGAAAACCUUAA
Molecule: messenger RNA, 816 nt
Organism: Fraxinus pennsylvanica
Lineage: Eukaryota; Viridiplantae; Streptophyta; Magnoliopsida; Lamiales; Oleaceae
Source: the annotation of a GenBank genome assembly